AUGUCGGUGCAAACAUUGUAUGAGAUUGCUUUGAAGAUUAAUAAUGUGAUGGCCAAGAUCCAAUCUGAACUGAAAUGCGGUAUUUGUCGCUCGACCUUUUCCAAUCCCGUCUCGGCUACAUGUGGUCACGUUUUCUGCAAGGACUGUUUAGAUGUUGUUUUUCAACGUCGACGAGUUGUGGAGUGUCCUUUAUGUCGUCAGUCCAUAAACAAAAGGAGUUGUACUCCAUCUGAGCAGCAUGAAUCGAUGGUGCAGGGAUACCUUCAACUUGGCCGAAACUUUCUACGAGACUCUCAAGAGCAGACCCUUUCUAUACCCAAGGAUGUUGCCUUCAUGGAUAGUCAAGUACCCAUGGACCCGAAAUUGAGUGAUAGCCCAAUGCGUGAUUUUCGCCCAACACCUCAGUUUGUACUUCCGAAAGCUCGUGCGCGACGGAAACAACCACUGAAAAUCGAAGUCGGAUCAAAGAUCUCGAAAAUGGAGGAUAUCACUGAGGAGGCUGAAUGCAAGGAGAAUACCCCGCUACAACCUCUUGAUGCCGGUGCUCCAAACCAGCAAGUGCGUAGGAAGUCCGCGAUUUUGGCUCGUAGAUGUGAUAGCGAUAUUGCUCGGUAUCCGCAGAUGAAGUCGGCUGAAGUGCAGUGCAACUUACCUGAUACUACUUGCAUCUGUCGCAAUUUGCGGGGAACUAUAGCAUCAUUCCGUGAAAGGAACCCUCACCACACUGCUCAGUGCAGUUCGGACUUGAAUGCUCUCUUUGUGCUGAUGCCAGAAUUAAAGGAUCUGUUGGAAGAGGUUAUGUUUUUUUCGCUUUCUCUCGAUAUUACAUACUCAUCAUUUCUCUUACAGAAUGUUCCUGCACUUUGUGAAGUUUUUACGCUGCAACCUUUACGUUCUGCUCCAACAUCUGAAGUCGUCAAGCCAGCCGGAGAAGGAGCAGAAGGCUGCUCCUCACAAACUAUCACUCUAGAUGAUUUUGCUAGUGACAGCGAUGAUGACGAAUUGAACGCUACCCAACCUCCAGCUGCUGUAAAAUCCGAAGUUGUAGCGGAAGUUGCCACAGUUGUCGAUCUAAACGGCAACAAGGAAAUGUUAAAUGGAGAAACAGACCGUCCGAAUUCCUCUUGUACACGGUCUUCGAGUGACGUUGUUCCACAGUCCGAUCCACCUAGCGAGCCUGGUGAUAUCAACGAUGAGGUUAUGGAAAUCACAAUGCAGGCUCCUUUCGACUCGGUCCCCUGCGAGCUUGAAUAUUCCUCUCUUGAUAUUGAUCCUGAGCCAGACGAUCAAAAAAUCUUGGUCUUGAGUGUUUCGCGAAUAAGCUGUGUCGAGGAUGAAAAAGUAGUAAGCAACUUCAUCAAAAUGUUCCCACAAGUUUGCUACGAGGAAGAUAUAACACCUUCCUCCACUCAUCUUGUUAUGAUGAACUCUCAGGAGAGGUUGUGCCAAAGACGAUCUCUUCGAUACGUUUUUGCUGUGGCUCGAAAAUGUGAAUUGCUCGCUCGCUCGUGGUUGGAAGAUUCAAUAAAAGCGAAAGAGUUAUUGCCUACGACACAGUAUGUACUGGCAUGUGAGACUGCUGGAGAGGAACCUGGUUGGAUUCGUGCCAGACGAAGCACAGAACCGCUGUUUAAUCAGAUGAGCUUUUUUCUUCCGAGGACGUUCUCUCAUUCGCAGUUGCUGUCCCAUGAAAAAUUGAAGGAGCUUAUCACUUUGUGUGGAGGCACUUGUUGUGAUAAACCUUGGGAGCUUGCCAACUACAAAAACGCUUAUACGAUUUUUAUGUCGCAUUCCAAGGAAUGGGACGUGGCCCGUCGGUAUGAAGCGAGCAUGGAUGGCGUCCCUGUACUUGUGGUGGACUGGGUAUUGGAUUCGAUUUCGGAGUUUCGCAUAAAACCUAUAGAACCGUAUAAAAUUCAGCAAGCGCACUGA
Ostertagia ostertagi is the source of this 1932-nucleotide messenger RNA. The record is from the annotation of a GenBank genome assembly. Lineage: Eukaryota; Metazoa; Nematoda; Chromadorea; Rhabditida; Trichostrongylidae.